Molecule: messenger RNA, 885 nt
Organism: Aspergillus japonicus CBS 114.51
Lineage: Eukaryota; Fungi; Ascomycota; Eurotiomycetes; Eurotiales; Aspergillaceae
Product: phosducin family protein
Exons: 3
Coding region: 1-885 (294 amino acids)
Biological process (GO): regulation of G protein-coupled receptor signaling pathway
Source: RefSeq, a predicted model, not a curated record
AUGUCAUCCGCCGCCCAAGAAGAAUUCAAUCAACUCCUUCAGAACAAUCGAGACCGGUUCUCGACUCACCCUGAAGACCGAGACAAUCAUUCCGAUCGAGACGACUCCGAUCAAUCGUCCGACGAUAACGAUCACGAAGACCACAAUCGCCCUCAUUUCUCCGACGCAGACGACGACGACGACGAAGACCUCCACAGAUCCACUGCCAUGCACUCCCGCAACACCAGCAGCUGCAAGAUCCCCAAUGCCACCUACGACGCCAACACGGGCCCCAAGGGUGUCAUCGCCGACGCCCAGGCCUUCGAACGCGCCCGCAAAUCCUCCUUCCGUCGCACCCUGCUGAGCGUCGCUGGCAUUGACCGACCCCACUACUCGAUGAAGUCCACCACGGACGACGCCACCCUGCUGCACAAUUCCUCCCCGCCUGACGGGUCGUCGGGCAGCGACGACGAGGAGCGGUUUCUGCGCCAGUGGCGCACCUCGCGCAUGCAGGAGAUGCAGGCCCGGACGCUCCGCAAGCCCAGCCCUCGCCGCCGGUUGUAUGGGUCGGUCGACCAUGUGGAUGCCGUGGGGUAUCUGGAUGCCAUUGAGAAGGUCACUUCGGGGACGGUGGUGGUUGUGUGUCUGUAUGAUCCGGAGUCUACUCCUAGUGCCCUCGUCGAAGACUGCCUGAACACCAUUGCUCGCCGCCAGCCCACGGUUCACUUCAUCAAGCUGCACCACGAAAUCGCAGAGAUGGAUAACAUCGAGGCCCCGGCCUUGCUGGCGUACCGCGACGGGGAUGUCUUCGCCACGCUUGUCGAGAUCAUGCGCCAGAUUCCCAAGGGACGGAGUCUGAGUGCCGACAGUCUGGAGGACUUGUUGAAGAUGCACCGUAUCCUCUAA